Molecule: messenger RNA, 621 nt
Organism: Suillus paluster
Lineage: Eukaryota; Fungi; Basidiomycota; Agaricomycetes; Boletales; Suillaceae
Exons: 6
Coding region: 55-501 (148 amino acids)
Source: RefSeq, a predicted model, not a curated record
AAGGACAAACCUGAUAACCACAGCGAUCCCGUUCACUGAACUUUGCUAAGGAGGAUGCCAAGCAAGAAGGAUAAUUGUCCUCUUUCAUUAGAAGCAAGGGCCAGAACCACGUUCGCGGCUGCCCGGACAGAAAGCGCCAAACUUGUGGAGGAAACAAAUGCCUAUAUUGAUUCGGUACAGACCACUCUAGCCUAUAUGAAGGAGCAACACGAAACAAAUCGCUCCGACCUCCCAGCGCGACUCAAGGUCGAUGAGGAGAAGAUUGAUGCAUUGUGUGCAGCCUACUCACCGUUACUCGACGGAGUCGUUCACCAGCGCAUACAAACUGAGGAUACGAUGAAGACUACGGUGGAAGCAUGGGAAGUAGACAUGCGCAAAUCACGAAAGAGGCUGAUGGAGAAGGCAAAGGCACGCCUUGAUGAUGCACGAGAAAAGCAGAAGCUCGCCAUGGAUGCCUCCGAACUCGUGAAACAUUACAAAGCACUCGUCCUUGGGCGGUAAAUAUUUUUCCGAGUGCUUUCCAGUUACGUUCGCAGUCUAUGUUCCCUCUCUCUGAAAUUCGCACGUGUUUUCCUCGUCUCCUGAUGAAUCAAGUGACUGGUCUUAGUCGGUCAACCUGUU